Triticum urartu is the source of this 2112-nucleotide messenger RNA. RefSeq lists its product as uncharacterized. The record is from RefSeq and is a predicted model, not a curated record. Lineage: Eukaryota; Viridiplantae; Streptophyta; Magnoliopsida; Poales; Poaceae. Gene Ontology annotation, molecular function: protein binding.
AUGACAAGAUCAGGCGCCCUCGCUCACCUCGCCGGCGCUGCGGCGCUCUUCCUGCUGGCCGCCGCCAUCCCGGCGACGACUGUUGUGGUGGUGCCCUCAGAGGCCGAUGCCCUUCUGGCAUGGAAGGCCAGCCUCAUCGAUGCAGCCGCGCUCUCCAGCUGGACCCAGGCCACACCGGUAUGUGACUGGCAUCGGGUGUACUGCAACAACAAAAGCGUCGUGGUGGGUCUAGGACUAUAUGGACUCGGUCUAUCGGGCGGGCUUGAUACGCUCGACACCGUGGCGUUGCCGGCGCUCAUCAAUCUGGACCUCAGCAGGAACAACCUUGGCGGCGCCAUUCCGGCCAGCAUCUCGCGGCUGCGCUCCCUCAAAUCACUCGACCUCAGCAAUAACGGCUUCAAUAGCUCCAUCCCGCGACAGCUCGGUGACAUGGCCGGCCUCGGCGAACUCAUUCUCAACAGCAACAGGCUUGUCGGCAAUAUCCCGCGGCAGCUCUGCAGGCUCAUAUCCAUAUUGACACUGCAAAUCUCUGACAACCAGCUCAGCGGAGAGCUUCCCAACUGCUGGUGCAACCUCAAGUCUCUGCAAGUCAUGGACCUGUCCACAAACCUGCUCACCGGGGAGUUCCCAAACUUCUGGGGCAACCUGGAGGCUCUGCGGUACAUGGACCUGUCCGAUAACUCCUCCUUAGGUGAAUUCCCGACAACUACCGCAAGCCACAACUGCUCUCUCGCCGAUCUAUAUCUCGCUAGAAAUGCUUUUGUUGGAGCUUUCCCACUCUUGGAUAGUUGCAACUCGCUGGUCGAGCUCGACAUCAGCAGCAAUAGGUUUAGCAGCUCCAUUCCGCCACACCUCGGUGACAUGUACAACCUCACCAUCCUCAACCUCUACAAUAACAGCCUAGUCGGUAACAUCCCACACCAGCUCUGCAAGCUCCUCUCCAUUGGCAAUCUAGAUUUGUCCAACAAUCUGCUCACCGGGGAGCUCCCGGACUGCUGGUGCAACCUCCACAGUCUGUCCAUCAUUGACCUAUCGAACAACCGGUUCACAGGGAAGCUCCGGGACUGCUGGUGGAACCUCAAGGGUCUGCAGUUCAUGGAUCUAUCCAACAACUCCUUCUCAGGUAAAAUUCAUGUGGCCAUGGCAACCCACCACUGCUCUCUUAAAUUACUUUAUCUCGCCGGAAAUGGCUUUGUUGGUGCUUUCCCGCCGGUCCUAGAGAGUUGCCACUCGCUGACCACUCUGGACAUGGGGAACAACAUGUUCUUUGGUGUUAUCCCUCCAAGGAUUGGGAGUCAAGUUCCAAUGCUUAGAAUCCUUAGCCUCAGAUCAAACAACUUCACUGGAGAAAUUCCUUCAGGUUUAUCACAGCUUUCACAGCUUGAGCUGCUUGACAUGUCCAACAAUAGCUUGACUGGCUCGAUUCCUAUAGGCUUCGGCAACUUGACCUCCAUGAGGCACCCAAAAAAUCUUUCAACUACAGAUAUCCUCUAUUGGAAUAAAUAUAAUGCUAGACUCGACAUAAUCUGGAAGGGCCAUGAGCAAAUUUUCAAAAGCACAAUCCGAUUAUUAGCUGGUAUCGAUUUAUCAGACAAUUUGCUUUCCCAGUGUAUCCCAGAAGGGCUAACAAAUCUUCAGGGCAUCCGGUUCCUGAACCUAUCAAGAAACCAUCUGUCAUGUCGCAUUCCCCAAGACAUUGGUAGCCUGUCUUUUCUCGAGUCCCUCGAUCUAUCAUCUAAUGAACUUAUAGGAAUCAUUCCUCCAAGCAUCACACAAUUAUCAGGGAUGGGUGUGUUGAAUGUCUCAAACAAUCUCUUGUCAGGCAAGAUACCCAUUGGGGGUCAGAUUCAGACCUUCACAGACCCUUCGAUUUACUUCAACAAUUCUGGGCUAUGUGGAUUUCCUCUAAACAUUUCGUGUGCCAAUACUUCGCUUGCACCGGAUGAGAGAAAUUCUGAAGAGGAGGACAACUGGAUGUACUACAGUGUGAUUGCUGGGAUUGUGUCUGGUCUCUGGUUGUGGUUUGGGAUGCUCUUUACAGUUAAGUCCUGGAGAUGUGGUUUUCUUUCCUUUGUUGAUGCCAUGCAAUGUAAAAUUAUGAAAAAGUUGUGA